AUGGAUGUGCAAGCUACGACUCCACUGGACCCUCGGGUGCUUGAUGCCAUGCUCUCUUACCUUGUCAACUACUAUGGGAACCCACACUCCCGGACGCAUGCUUAUGGCUGAGAGAGUGAGGCAGCCAUGGAGCAUGCUCGCCAGCAAGUAGCAUCUCUCAUUGGAGCUGAUCCUCGUGAGGUCAUUUUUAUUAGUGGCGCGAUCAAAUCUAACAACAUAGCAAUUAAGGGGAUGGCCAGGUUCUAUAGAUCACGGAAAAAGCACUUGAUCACCACCCUGACAGAACACACAUGUGUCUUGGACUCUUGCCGUUCACUGGAAGCUGAGGGCUUUCAGGUUACUUACCUCCAAGUACAGAAGAGUGGGAUCAUCGACCUGAAGGAACUCGAGGCUGCGAUCCAGGAAGACACUAGCCUGGUAGUCAUGACUGUGAACAAUGAAAUUGGAGUGAAGCAGCCUAUUGCAGAAAUAGGGCAGAUUUGCAAUUCCAGAAAGGUGUAUUUCCAUACGAAUGCAGCCCGGGCUGUUGGAAAAAUCCCACUUGAUGUCAACGACAUGAAAAUCGAUCUCAUGAGUAUCAGUGGUCACAAAAUCUAUGGUCUGAAAGGAGUUGGUGCCAUUUACAUCCUUUGCCGGCCCCGUGUGCGUGUGGAGGUCCUGCAGAGUAGAGGGAGGCAAGAGCAGGGUAUGCGGUCUGGGACAGUACCCAUACCCUUAGUGGUGGGGUUGGGGGCUGCGUGUGAGGUGGCACAGCAAGCGAUGGAGUAUGACCAUAAGCGGAUCUCAAAGUUAGCAGAGCGGCUGAUACAGAAAAUAAUGAAGAGCCUUCCAGAUGUGGUGAUGAAUGGAGACCCCAAGCACCACUACCCUGGUAUCAAUCUCUCAUUUGCCUAUGUGGAAGGAGAGAGUCUGCUGAUGGCACUGAAGGAUGUCACCUUAUCCUCGGGGAGUACCUGCACCUCUGCGCCCUUGGAGCCCUCUUAUGUCCUUAGAGCAAUUGGCACUGAUGAGGAUUUAGCACAUUCUUCCAUCAGGUUUGGCGUCGGCCGCUUCACUACAGAGGAGGAAGCGGACUAUACAGUGGAGAAAUGCAUUCAGCAUGUGAAGCGUCUCCAAGAAAUGAGCCCUCUCUGGGAGGUGGUUCAGGAUGGCAUUGACCUCAAGAGUAUAAAGUGGACCCAACACUAGAAGAAUGGGCCCCUGA
Messenger RNA from Carlito syrichta (Philippine tarsier), 1204 nucleotides. RefSeq names its product cysteine desulfurase, mitochondrial-like. The record is from RefSeq and is a predicted model, not a curated record. Gene Ontology annotation, cellular component: mitochondrion; cytosol; nucleus. Gene Ontology annotation, molecular function: cysteine desulfurase activity. Gene Ontology annotation, biological process: iron-sulfur cluster assembly. NCBI's taxonomy places the organism in Eukaryota, Metazoa, Chordata, Mammalia, Primates, Tarsiidae.